AUGGACACCUUUGAGUGCCCCCUUUGCGAUGCAGAUCGUGAAGACUACCGGGACAAAUCACUGCAAUGGAUCGUGGAUGCUCAGAACCAGGACUGGAUGCGGGUGUCAGUCUUGAUAUCUGCGUUGCUUGCCGACUCACGGUUUUCUCGGUCUCGAAAACCUCGAAUCUAUUUCGCAAAUGUGAUUCGGAGAAUUGCGAAUCACAUCAACGACGAGGCCUUCCUUAACGUGUCGCAGGGCAUGCCGGGCCAAUGGUAUUUGAAGUCCCUGCACAGUUCCAUCCGAGAGCUGCAACAGGCAGCCGCUCGGGGUAUAAGUCCGUUCCUGCGCGAAGACCUGCCUGGCGAAUUGUCCAGGAACAACAGGCUAUGCACGCUGAAUUACUUGAAGUCGCUUUCAGCGCGCGGUGCACUCCGAGAUCAAGAAGCGCUCAUAUUUUCAUGGGGACAGGUUGCUCGGGUUUGCGGAGAAGAGGAGCUGAAUAUAGCGCUGCUACAGCUGGUAGAAUAUCUGGGACAUUCACAUGUUCUGGUAUCUGCUAAUGCUUUCACGGAGCUUUUGAGCCUAGCAGCGGACAAAGAAUGCUCCCCUGAACUGCUUUUUAAGCCCUUCUGGAGGAGCAUUGCUAUUACAGUUGUAAGAGACUUGCAUUCCCGGCCACAAAAGAUCCAGCAGCUCGCCGAGCUUCUUGGAUUUGGUGUGAACCAGUUCUUGUGGACAACACAAAUGGACACAGUUCCUUACCUGGUCCUUCUACGCAAGCGGGAUAUUCUGGAAAGGAUCGCAUCCGCCAGAGUGCAGGGCAAAUCCUUAGACCUGUACGAAAUUUGCCUACAAAAGGAGAACCUUUCUGUCAUACUGGCGCAUUUGCUGAUGCAACAUCCCGACGAUGCUGACAAAACUGCAACUGGAAUUCUUUCAGAGGUCGCGCCACAGUUCUCCAAAGAAUCGCUGUCGACGCUCAUCAACCUCGAACCGAUUCUGAUCGCUUGUGAGAUGUUCAAGCUUGCUGCUGAUAACAAUGCAACGGACCCUCGACUAGCCCCUGCGAUCCGUACUCUGGCAGUGCUUGCAGCGGAUCGUAAGGUUUCGAUUGCAUCCACAGCGAAAGGCGCCGAAAUCACUGAGAACUUUUUCGAGACCCAUAUCCUUGGGAUUAUGACCCAUUUCGCGGAUGUAAUCGGCUCACCCGUGGAAAGCCAAUCGAUUUCAGAGAAGAGACGAUGUUUGAAGGCGGUUGAAGCGAUGAUCCAAAUCGAACAAGUACUUGUCACCCAGGCAGUCCCUCAAAUACGGGCUUGCCUUCAGUCGGCACUUUCAAUCCAUCCUCUUCGGGACCAGGUGAUCCGUGCGUGGGCAACGUUUGUAUGCAAUUUGGGCGAGGCAGAUAUUGAACUAAUUCUUGAGCCAACCCUUGUGGUUGUUGUGCGGGAGUGGGCCUCUCUCUCGACAUCGACCCAAAAGCGGGUACAGGAUAUGAUACAGUUCCUCUUCAAGAGUCAUCGGGCCAUCAUCACGGAGAAAGCAGGCACUCUUCCCUCACUCGACGGAAUACCAGCUCUGUCCAAGUUCGCAAACGUGGUGAGGCCUUUCAAGGCACAGAUGGAUGCAAAGCAGGUUUUUGACAGUUUUGCGCGACGGUGCUCCGACGAAAAUGCCGCUGUUGUGGAACAGGCGCUUGUGGAAUUGAAAGAUGCGUUAGAGGCCCAUCAAGACUGGGUGCAACACUCGGUGAUGAGCCAGCAGCCAAGUCAAGUUAUCGCGGCUCUCUGCCGUUCUGUCCUGGACGCGUCGGUGAAAUUUGCAGAAGGCCACCCUCAGAUCUCGUCAUCGGCAGCUCAGUGCUUGGGCACGAUAGGCUGCUUUGACCCAAACAGAAUCGAUGCCGUUCGCGAAAAGAAGGAGGUCAUCCUCUUGACCAACUUCGGUCUGGCGGGGGAGGCCAGUGACUUUGUGGUUUUCAUGCUCGAAACCGUCUUGGUCCGGGCUUUCAAAUCGGCCACCAACGCGAGAGCUCAGAACUACCUUGCGUACGUGAUGCAAGAGCUCCUAAAAUUUUGCAACUUUCAAGAAGCUGCCAAGUACCGCUACAGAGGCAGUCAAGGACCAGCAAGUUACCAACGUUGGUUUCGGAUACCGGAACCCAUCCGGAUGACAUUGACUCCAUAUCUGACUUCUAGAUACCUCAUCACGCGCCCUGUUGCUCCUAUUCAACCCCACUCUUACCCCAUCUACCAUGAAGGAAUGACGCACGGAGCUUGGCUUCGGACAUUUACGUACGACUUGCUCCAUCGCGGCAAUGGGGCACAUGCUAAGCUCCUCUUCCCUGUGUUUUCGCGGGUGAUCCGUCAACACGAUCUUGCCAUCGCCGACUCUUUGCUGCAGUUUGUUGUCCUCAAUAUUGUGGUGGGCGGUAUCCAAAAGGAGGUGGAUGACAUACUGAAUGAGACCCUUACGAUACUGAAGUGGGAUAUCCGAGCAUCGGAUGCCGUCCAUGUCGAAGCCAUCAAGCUCUGUAGCGAGAAUAUAUUUCGGAUCCUUGACUACCUCUCCAGAUGGUUACAGGAGAAGAGGAAGAGGCUCACAGAACGAUCGAGCAGAGAUGCAUUGCGCAAUCCGGAUGUACGGAUCGAACAAAUAAUGAGCGGCGACCAGAUCGCCAGCGUUGAAAAAUUUCUCUCCUCUGUUCCUGCGGAAGUCAUAUCAGCGAGGGCUACCGAAUGCGGAUCCUAUGCACGAGCCUUGUUCCAUACCGAACAGUAUCUCCGAAAAAGGAAAGGAGGGAAGUUAUACGACGAGUCUCCUGAAGCCAGCGAUGACAAUAAUGAACUAUAUCAGCGGCUUCAGAAGCUAUAUGCGGCGAUAGACGAACCUGACGGCAUUGAAGGUAUCUCGGCGCAGUUACACGUGCUUGGCCCUGACCAACAGCUUCUCGAGCACAAGAAAGCCGGCCGGUGGACAGCCGUUCAAAGCUGGUACGAACUUGCAAUGGCAGAGAAGCCUGAUGACAUCGGCAUCAAAUUGAAUCUCUUGACAUGUUUAAGAGAAUCAGGCCGGUAUGAGGCUCUCCUGAAUCAUGCGAGCAUGAUGAUUGGGAGAGACAACUCUCAUGAUAAAUCGAUCCUACCUCUAGCAGCGGAAGCCGCCUGGGUCACUUCGAAUUGGGAGAAGCUUGAACACUUUCUCAGCACCGUGCCCACGGAUGGUCACUGGGAUUUCAAUGUUGGCAUCGGGAAGUCGUUGUUAGCUUUGGGGAAGUCGGAUGCUCAAGGGUUCCAAAACACUGUGACCGGGUUACGCGAAAACCUCUCCCGGAGGUUGACAUCCUCGAACACGGUAUCGCUACAGAGUUGCCAUGACAUCUUGCUAAAAUUGCAUUGUCUCUACGAGCUGCAGAGCAUAAGUGGCAGCCUAUCCGGAUCCUUGGAUGAUCAACGUCCCUUACUCCGGAGACUUGAUUCCAGGCUUGAGAUUUUAGGCUCUUAUACUUCCGAGAAGCAGUAUCUCUUAGGUAUCCGCAGGGCUGCAAUGCAAGUCUCGAGUUUGGAGUUCAGCCCAAGUCAACGAGCUAGACUUUGGCUGAAGAGUGCAAAAAUUGCCCGAAAAGCCGGUUCGAUCGACUCUGCUUACGACGCGGUCCUCCAUGCAUCUCGUCUCAAUAAUGAAGCUAGCAAGAUUGAACAUUCUCGGUUGCUGUGGGCUGAUGGGCACCACCGCAAAGCGAUCCAGAAUUUAGAGAGCGCCUUGGCUAUGGACAUUUUCCAUACGCGCGGUAAAGAAACCAUGGACGAUGAUAUCAUGGAUGUCGAUGCGCCAAAGGGCGCCCAGCAUGAUCUUCGUGCUAGCGCAACCCUGCUCCUAACCAAGUGGAUGGACAGCGCCGGCUCUACACGUUCCGAUGUGGUGGUCGAGAAAUAUCACACCGUCACUCACAGCUUCCCAUCCUGGGAAAAGGGCCAUUAUCACCUUGGUAAACAUUAUAACAAACAGCUUGACUCGCAGAGAAAGCUUCCUCCUGCCAAGCAAAGCGAGUCGUUUGUACGGGGGGAGCACUGGAGGCUUGUCAUCGAAAACUACGUCCGAUCGAUGCAAUAUGGAUCAAGACACCUCUACCUUACAUUGCCGAAGGCACUGACAUUGUGGCUUGAUCUCGGGGCCACUGCGCACACUCUGCAAGUAGAGAAACGGAAUCCGCGCUCGGCUCACUUGUCAUCAGUCAGGAAAGCAGAAUUGGUCGGUAAGCCCGGGUCUUUGGAGGCAAUUCACAGGUUCUUCGGAAGAAACCUAGAUAGGGUCCCUGCCUACGCGUUUUACACCGCGUUGCCACAGAUCAUCAGUCGAAUGGGUCACCCGCAUCAACAGGUUUGCAAUUGGCUCUCUGAUAUUAUUGUCAGGGUCAUCUCGUCCUAUCCGCAACAGGCACUUUGGAGCAUCUUGGCAGCUGCUAAGUCCAACCCAUUGGAGAAACCGGCUCAAGCGGCUCAAGCGAACGACAUCUUAAAGCGUCUGAAAGCAGCAAAGCCAGGGAAGCAUCGUGCUGGUGAAUCUCUGAGUCAUUUAAUCGACUCCGGACAAAAACUAACCAUGGCAUUGCUUCGAGUUUGUGAAGCGCCGAUAGACCACAGGCGACCGGUGACUCUUUCCCGCGAUCUUCUUUUCAACCAUUCGAAAUUGGCUCCCUGCGGGCUUGUAGUCCCUGUUGAAGCUACUUUGAUGCCAACACUACCUGUGUCUUCCGGUUCCAAGGCGCUUAGAUCUCAUGAGCCAUUCCCCCGGAACGCGAUCACGAUCGAAUCUUUCGAGGAGUCGGUGCUGGUAUUGUCCUCAUUGCAGCGGCCGAAAAAGAUAACCGUUCGUGGAUCGGACGGGAAGCCAUAUGGGCUCCUGUGCAAGCCGAAGGACGACCUUCGGAAGGACCAAAGACUAAUGGAGUUCAACGACAUGAUCAAUCGGACAUUUAAGAAGGACACGGAAGGUAGCAAGCGCCGUCUCUACAUCAAGACUUAUGCAGUCACCCCGCUCAACGAACAAUGCGGAGUCCUGGAAUGGGUGGAAGGUUUACAACCGAUCCGGGACUUUUUGCUAGACAAGUACAAGCAAAUCGGCAUGCGGGUGAACCACGACUGGAUCAAUCACCAGUUUAAACAGGCAUGCCAAGGCCCGGAGCACACGCACUACUUCACGCAGAAGGUGCUCGGACAUUUCCCCCCGAUGCUGCACGAGUGGUUCGUCGAGCAGUUCCCGGAGCCCGGUUCCUGGUUCACGGCGCGGUUGCGGUUCACACGUACCUGCGCUGUCAUGUCCAUGGUCGGCCACGUCCUCGGGCUCGGGGAUCGCCAUACCGAGAACAUUCUUCUGGAAGAAGGAUCGGGCGGGGUCCUUCACGUGGAUUUCAACUGCUUGUUCGACAAAGGGCUGGGGCUCGAGACGCCCGAAACGGUGCCGUUCCGACUCACGCACAAUUUCAUCGACGCGUUCGGCCCGUAUGGGGUGGAGGGGCCGUUCCGCACGGCCGCCGAGAUUACGAUGCGGCUGCUCCGAGCGAACGAGGACACGCUGAUGACGACGCUGGAGACAUUCUUGUACGAUCCCACGGUCGAUUUCCGGCCGAAUGUGAAGAAGAAGGUGGUGGAGGGGAUGCCCACGACACCCGAGGAGAUUAUGGAGAGCGUCGGGACGAAGGUGCAGGGGUUAUUCCGGGGCGAAGCGGUGCCGUUGGGCGUCGAGGGAUACGUGGACGCCGUGAUCAAUAUGGCGAGGGAUCCUGAAAACUUGAAACGGAUGUAUGUUGGCUGGAGUCCGUAUUUAUAG
Eremomyces bilateralis CBS 781.70 is the source of this 5811-nucleotide messenger RNA. RefSeq lists its product as uncharacterized. Gene Ontology annotation, molecular function: protein serine/threonine kinase activity; protein binding. Gene Ontology annotation, biological process: protein phosphorylation; telomere maintenance; DNA damage checkpoint signaling. Lineage: Eukaryota; Fungi; Ascomycota; Dothideomycetes; Eremomycetales; Eremomycetaceae. The record is from RefSeq and is a predicted model, not a curated record. Gene Ontology annotation, cellular component: nucleus. The transcript is spliced from 2 exons. Bases 1 to 5811 code for a protein of 1936 amino acids.